This is a messenger RNA of Otolemur garnettii (small-eared galago), 1155 nucleotides long. RefSeq names its product paired immunoglobulin-like type 2 receptor alpha. The coding region runs from base 94 to 960 and encodes 288 amino acids. Gene Ontology annotation, molecular function: MHC class I protein binding. The transcript has 7 exons. Lineage: Eukaryota; Metazoa; Chordata; Mammalia; Primates; Galagidae. The record is from RefSeq and is a predicted model, not a curated record.
CUCGUGGGGCCCUUGGAGGGCUCCUCUGUAGGGCCCCUUUUCUUGCCUUGAGGGCUCUGCUUGCCUUCUCAUCCCCUGGAGGAGAUCAAGGCCAUGGGUUGGUCUCUGCUGCUGCCCCUGCUUCUGCUGCCGUCACCAGCAUUUCUGGGAACUGGUGACUUAGCAGUAUACUAUCGGGUCGAGCAACCUGCACAGCUCUCAGCCCCCAUGGGAGGCUCCAUCCAAAUCCCCUUCUCCUUCUAUUACCCUGGAGAAUUAGCUGAUCCCAGAGUGCGCAUAUCCUGGAGACGGGGACACUUCCACGGGGAGUUCUUCUACAACACAACUCCGCCUUUCAUCCAUGAGGAUUACAAGGGCCGGAUCUACCUGAACUGGACAGAGGAUCAGAAUUCUGGCUUCCUCAGGAUCUCCAACCUGGGGCCAAAGGACCAGUCUGUAUACUUCUGCCGAGUCCGUAUCAAAAUAAAGACAAUUGGCUGGCAGGCUGUUCAAUCCAUCCCAGGGACCAAGGUCACCAUCACUCUAGCUGACAGGACCACCAUCCAGAGCCCCACCAACAAGGCCAACACAGCUACCACAGCUGGUGUCACAGUCACAGAGGGCAAACAGAGCUCAGGAUCUCAGCUCCUCAGUCUGGAGAUGGCACUCGGGGUGGCAGUGGCCACCAUUGCGCUCAAAACUGUCAUUUUGGGACUGACAGUGUUCCUCGGAUGGAAAAGAAGAAAAGGUCAGAAGACUAAAGCCACAACCCCAGCCAAGGAACGCUCCCAAAACAUGGAGGAGAAAUAUGAGAAUAUUGGGAAUGACAGGCAAUAUGCAGACCCCAAGUUAAACCCCAAGAAUGACAGCGUCGUCUAUGCUUCCCUUGCCCUCUCCAGCUCCACCUCACCAAGAGCACCACCCAGCCACCAGAUGCACAGUGGACCCCAAGAAACCCUGUACUCUGUCUUAAAGGUUUAAAUAGUGGGACAGCGCUCUAAGGCCAAAUGAUGAGGCUAGGUGUAGUAGCUAGUGUCUGUAGUCCUAACUACAAGGGAGGGUAAGCUAGGAGGAUUGCUUGAAGUCAUAAGUUCAUGACCAGCUUUGGUAAUAUACAGAGACCUCCACCUCUAAUUUAAAAGAAGAAAAAAUAAUAAAAUAAACAUUUUUAAAGAU